AUGGGGCCGGACCGGACCCGCGCUCACCUGGCGCCUGGCUCGCCCCUGCUGUUCGGCUCCGCCCCAACCAUGCGGCACCGCCCUCCGGCCCAGUUCGGUCCGGUUCGGCCGGGCCCGGCCCUCCCCCUCUGCCCAGCCCCUCCCGCUCGACCCCGGCCCUCCAGCUCGAGCCGAGCCCUUCGGUCGGCCCGGCCCCGCCCUCCGGCCCCGGUCCGAAUCGCCCCGCCCCUCCUGCCCGAGCCCCGCUAUCCUGUCCUGCCCGCCCCGCCCUUCCCGUCUGCCCCGCCCCUGCCGCUUGGCCCGCUACCUCCCGCUCGGCCCCACCCUCCCCCUUUCGGCCCCCCCGCCCCUCCCCUAGGCCACGCCUCGCUAGGCCACGCCUCUCCCGCUCCGCCUUGCCCUCCGGACCCGCCCGCCCCGCCCCCCGCUCGGCCCGUCCCUCCCGGUUGGUCCCUCUCUCCGGUCCAGCCGGGUGCGGCCCGGCCCGCCCCUCUCGGCGGGGUAUUUACGCCCGGCGCCUGCGUCGCCUCGGGCCGCGCUCAGGUACGUUUGGGGAUGCUGGGGCCGCGGAACCGGCCUGCGGGCGAGGCGGGCUGCGGGCGGCUGCGGGGGCGCGUGCCGGCUGGGUGUUCUUUAGGAUCAGGCGGCCGCGGCGGACGUGGUGACCCGGUGAGUGUGACGGCGCCGCCGUCCGGGACCGGGGACCGGAGGACCCGCCUGGGGGCGGUGCCCAGAUACCCUCGGCCAGCGCCUGGGCGUUGCGGACGCGGGGGACCGAGGUGGAGGCCGGAAGGCGGAUAG
Molecule: messenger RNA, 801 nt
Organism: Capra hircus (goat)
Lineage: Eukaryota; Metazoa; Chordata; Mammalia; Artiodactyla; Bovidae
Product: proline-rich protein 2-like
Exons: 1
Coding region: 1-801 (266 amino acids)
Source: RefSeq, a predicted model, not a curated record